UGAAACAGAGAAAGUACAGGGAGUGCUCAGGGAAGCGAACAGCUUGCUGCACAGCCUCUACUUGUCAGAGAUAACGCCUGAAGGAGGACAGCUGGAUUUGUUUCAGCAAUGUCCCCGCUUUGCUGACGGCACAACAUUCAUAUUCUUCUUUAGGGGCUGGAGCAUAUGAGAAGUCUGCUGGAAUUUCUUGCCUAUGAUAUUUCCAUUUUGAAUGGGCUUUCAGUUGCAAAGACUGUGUUUUGUACAAAAGCUCAUGCUGCCAUUUUUUUUCCUUUCAUUUAGUCUCAAAGGUGCUACGAGAUCUUUCUACAUACUGUGUUUCAUGUGUGGCUGUUGUUCUGAUAGAACGUGUGGCUUUCUGCUCCGCCUGAUUCCUGGAGACUACCUGGAGAAGAGUUCUGCGAAACGUGGAGGCCUGCGUUCAGCUUCCUCCAUUGGAAGCUGGUCCACAAGAGGUUCUUCCAUCUGUAAUACUGGCUACUUCAAUCAUCACACGAGCAAGGCUCUUCUACCAGCAUGGCGGAGGAAGAUCUUAUCUUUCACAUCGAAUGCAUCGAGAAUGCCAAGUUAACAAAAGCUGGAAGUUACCAUGACGCUGAUAGUGAGGAUGAAGAUAACUAUUAUAUCUGCUCAAUAACAGAUGAUCAUGACCCUAUCUCAAAUAAGGCAGGGAAUGGCAAAGUCAGUAACUAUUACAGUAACUUGGCUAAAAAUGAGCAAUAUUCUUCAAGUGCUUCUCCUCGAAAUUCUUUCCAUUUCAGGAAUGGCACUCAGCGGCAUUCUAAGCAUGGCUCUGUGGUUGACCGUAGCCGGGAAGCUUGGAAGCACGCCAUUGAGAAAGCCAAACACAUGCCGGACCCUUGGGCAGAAUUUCAUCUGGAGGAGAUUGAAACGGAAAAUGCCACACGUCACAGAUACAAUGCUGUUACUGGGGAAUGGAUUGAAGAUGAGGUUCUGAUCAAAAUGGCUUCACAGCCUUUUGGUCGUGGAGCGAUGCGGGAAUGCUUCAGAACGAAAAAGCUAUCCAAUUUUUUGCACACUCAGAACUGGAAAGGUGCCUUUAACUAUGUGGCCAAGCGAUACAUAGAAUCAGUGAACAGAGAUGUCUACUUUGAGGACGUAAGACUCCAAAUGGAGGCCAAGUUGUGGGGAGAAGAAUAUAACCGGCACAAACCUCCAAAACAGGUGGACAUAGUCCAGACCUGCAUCAUUGAAAUGAAGAACAGACCAGGCAAACCUUUGUUUCACUUGGAACAUUACAUUGAGGGCAAAUACAUCAAAUACAACUCAAACUCAGGAUUUGUACGGGAUGACAACAUCCGCCUCACCCCACAGGCUUUUAGCCAUUUCACGUUUGAACGCUCAGGACACCAGCUCAUCAUUGUUGAUAUCCAAGGAGUUGGAGACCUUUACACCGACCCUCAGAUUCACACAGAGAGUGGCACAGACUUUGGUGAUGGCAACCUUGGUGUACGAGGUAUGGCCUUGUUCUUUCAUUCUCACUCCUGCAACAAGAUUUGCAAAAGUAUGGGACUGACACCAUUUGAUCUCUCCACCAAAGAGAAAGAUGCCUUAUUUCGAAGUAACAAACUGCUUGAAUCUGCUCAGACUGUUCUGCGAGGCACAGAAGAAAAAUGUGGUAGUAGCCGGGUUAGGACCAUCUCAGGCAGUCGGCCUCCUCUGCUUUUCCGAUUGUCUGAAAAUUCAGGAGAUGAGAGCAUGAGCGAUAUGGCAUUUGACUCGUUGCCUUCGUCUCCGUCUUCAGCAACACCCCAUAGCCAAAAAAAUGAGAAUCUUCACUGGCCUGUAUUCAAUGAAGUUGACAACUUGGUUCAUCAUGAUCAUGAAGGCCUUGAUAAUCAGAGGGACUGUGAAAAUGGAGGUGAUAGUGGAUACCCCAGUGAAAAGAGGAGUGAACUGGAAGACAUGGAUCACAAAGGGCAUUCCAAUGGUAUCCGAAGACAUGAAAAUGAUGAAGACAGUCUGGGCAGUUCUGCAAGGGUCAGUGUGGAGAAAUGGAAUCUCUACAACGCGGCCAGAGUUCACAUUCACAGACCCUCCUGUGUUGCGGUGGAAGUGCAGAGGCUCAAUGCCUUGGAGCUUGAGAAGAAAAUUGGGAAAUCCAUCCUUGGGAAGGUUCAUUUAGCCAUGGUUCGAUACCAUGAAGCUGGCCGUUUCUGUGAGAAAGACAAGGAGUGGGAUGAAGAAUCUGCAAUAUUCCACCUGGAGCAUGCAGCUGACUGUGGAGAGUUGGAAGCCAUUGUUGGGCUAGGACUCAUGUACUCUCAGCUGCCACAUCAUAUUCUUUCUGAGGUCACACUAAAGGACAUCGAAGAGAAUAGAAUCAAAGGGUUUGAUUAUUUAUGCAGAGCAGCAGCAGCUGGAGACCGGCCUUCCAUGAUCCUUGUUGCAAGAGCAUAUGAUACAGGCCUUAACCUUGCUCCUGACAGAGGCCGAGACUGGAAGGAAGCUCUGUGUUGGUACAACGCAGCAUUGAACAUGACAGAUUAUGAUGAAGGAGGGGAAUAUGAUGGAACACAGGAUGAACCCCGCUAUCUCCUCCUGGCAAGAGAAGCAGAGAUGCUGAUGAGUGGAGGGUUUAAUCUGGACAAGGAUCCACAGAGAUCAGGUGAGCUGUACACAGAAGCCGCCGAAGCUGCUAUGCAAGCCAUGAAGGGCAGGCUGGCCAACCAAUAUUACCAGAAGGCGGAAGAAGCCUGGGCCAUGAUGGAGGAGUGAAACUUGAAAAGAAGUUGUUUACUUGUAUAUAUCAGACUGAUUUUUAAAAUAUUCUUAUUUUGUUUGGGGCAAAGAGGGUGAGGGGGGGGGGGGGAAGAAAGAGAAAAUAAUCUUUUUAUGUAUUGUUAACUUGUGUUUUUCAUAUGACGAUUUUUCUAACUCUGUUCCAACUGAAAGAUGAACAGAAAUGGUAAAAUGUACUGUUACUGGCAUUUCAGAGCUGUAGUAUCAACUGCUGUUGAUAUUUUUGUAAAAUAGUUAAACCAGGGACACCAACAUCUUCUUCAUUUGGAAGAAAUAAAAUUGAUGUCUGUUUAAA
Molecule: messenger RNA, 3058 nt
Organism: Sceloporus undulatus (fence lizard)
Lineage: Eukaryota; Metazoa; Chordata; Lepidosauria; Squamata; Phrynosomatidae
Gene: EEF2K
Product: eukaryotic elongation factor 2 kinase
Exons: 20
Coding region: 517-2739 (740 amino acids)
Biological process (GO): protein phosphorylation
Molecular function (GO): calmodulin binding; elongation factor-2 kinase activity; calcium ion binding
Source: RefSeq, a predicted model, not a curated record